ACACCGAAGGAGGAGGAGGCGUAUUCCCCAUGGCAACGGCAUCGAGGCUCCUGCGGGCCGCCCGGCACGCAUCGCUCGCAUCUCGCGCCGCUGCGUCAGCGGCAUCGAGGCUGCUGCGGGCCGCCCGGAACGCAUCGCUCGCAUCUCGCCCCGCUGCGUCAGCCGCAUCUCGCGCCGCUGCGAUGGCCGCGUGCGGCACCGUCGCGGCAGCCGCAUCUCGCGCCGCUGCGAUGGCCUCUCGCUCAGAGCGUGCGGCCGCAGCCGUCGCCCAUUUAGCCUCGGACGUCCUCCAGAGCCGCCCAAUUCGCGGCGAUGCCUCAAGCAUGAAGCCCCAUGGCCGUGACGCUCCUCGCUUUUGCCUCGCCGAGUACCUAUCCAGCCCCAAUUACAAGCGCUUGCCAGAUGAUGUUAAGACCCCGACGGACAAGGACCUUGAGUCGGACGAAGCCCUAUGGGCCUUGUAUGAGCGCUGGUGCAAGGCUCAUAACAAGGAACGUGACCAUGCGGACAUGGCUCGCCGGUUCAAAAUAUUCAAGAUCAAUGCAGAUGAUGUGCACCAUUGGAACACUUAUCUUCCUCCAGAUCCAGUGGAAGCAGCCAUUCACCGUGAGAAAAGAGAAGAGGCAAAGUUACUUCGUUCAAAAGGCCAAGACGUCUCAUACUUUGAUGUGUGGCAUCUGCCAUCGGAAUUAGGUCCAUUCGCCGAUGGCGGAGACCCAUUUAUUACCGAAAGCAAUAUGCGCUUGUUGAAGGAAAUCGAAGAUGCUGAAGGUGUUAAAGCAGAGUAGUAGUUUGCUUAGGGAAAUCCCAGACCCUGAAUGAGAUGAACUCAUCUCACCAAAUCACUCCACUGUAAUAAGUUAUGCUUUGCUGUUCCAUGUGUACUAAGUUAUGCUUCCAUGUGUGCUAAGUUAUGCUUCAGUGUACUAGCUAAAUUAUGCCUCUGGAACAUCUUUUUCUCUAAGCGGUCAUGGUUUGCUUCCUCC
This is a messenger RNA of Triticum dicoccoides, 986 nucleotides long. RefSeq lists its product as uncharacterized. The transcript is spliced from 2 exons. The record is from RefSeq and is a predicted model, not a curated record. NCBI's taxonomy places the organism in Eukaryota, Viridiplantae, Streptophyta, Magnoliopsida, Poales, Poaceae. The coding region runs from base 30 to 788 and encodes 252 amino acids.